Molecule: messenger RNA, 2010 nt
Organism: Colletotrichum acutatum
Lineage: Eukaryota; Fungi; Ascomycota; Sordariomycetes; Glomerellales; Glomerellaceae
Product: binuclear zinc transcription factor
Exons: 6
Coding region: 139-1944 (601 amino acids)
Biological process (GO): regulation of DNA-templated transcription; DNA-templated transcription
Cellular component (GO): nucleus
Molecular function (GO): DNA binding; DNA-binding transcription factor activity, RNA polymerase II-specific; zinc ion binding
Source: RefSeq, a predicted model, not a curated record
UAGAGUAGUUAUGUAAGCAGCGUGCCCUUUUGCUGGACUCUUGCAAAUCUGCCACGAUGAACAUGAUGGCGAUGAUUUACCGGUUGAGAACCGCCGCUUGUCCUUGGCGCUGUAUCUUUCAACACCUCAAGGUAGAAGAUGCAAUCGCAGAAUGGGAAUGAUGCUCCCGCCAAUCAAUUUUCAUGCACGCAAUGCCGAACACGGAAACUGAGGUGCGAUCGCGCUCGCCCGCGCUGUGGACGGUGUGCGAGGCUUGGGGACAGCUGCGACUAUCCACAGUCAAGAAGAGCGAAUGUCGGCAGGAGGAAACGCGUGCAUGAGCUAGAGGCUAAAUUAGAGCAGCUUGAGCGGCUGGCAAAGACCGGAGAUAACCCUUCUACCUCUGAAAAUGACGAAACUCCGCCCCAACAAAUCGCCAGCGAGAAUGUCGAUUAUUUGACGGGAGAUUUGCCGCAUGCAACGACAUCUACCAACGGUUCUCCAGGUCAUAUUCAACCCCCACCAAACGACAAGACGUCUUUUACAGAACUGCUCUCCCUCGGGCUUUUAGAGCCAUCACCGUCUCAAGACAUUAUUGAGUUUUUGACGAGAACCUACUUUGAUAAAUGGCAAUACGCCGCGCCAAUGUUGCACCCGACUCGGUAUACCAUGUCAUUGUACUUGCCGCCUCACAUGCAGCCUCCAAUGUGUCUACAAUACAUCGUCAUGGCCUCCGGCGCAGAAGUGACCAAGACCCACCGGCAGCUAGCCAUGCCGUUCUACCAUCGCGCAAAGGCAUAUGUAGAAGCCGAUGAAAUGAGAGGUGAUGGGCAGUUCUUUGCUACUGUAGCACAUGCUCAGUGCUGGACGCUGAUUUCCAACUUUGAAGCCCAGCAACUCUACUUCGCACAGGCCUCAAUGAGUCUUUGCCGAGCCAUCAGAAUCGGUCAGAUGCUUGGCCUUCACCGGGUUGACGGGGAAGGCGUCGACGCGAUGUCUCUGCUUCCACCUCCGCAGGACUGGUCCGAGGCAGAAGAGAGAAGGAGGACGUGGUGGGUGAUUUACUGCUCGGAUCGAUUGGUCAGCGGGAGCACGGGCUGGCCGGUCAUGAUUAACCAGCAAGAUAUUACUACACAUCUCCCUGCAUCAGAAACGGCCUUUGAGACGGGCGUCGAGGAGCAGGCGAGCCCGCUGACGAGCAUCCUCCUCCAAGAAGGUCGCGACUUCUCCGCCUUUGCAGGAAGGGUGCUGGCCGCGGCAUCUUUCUUCCAAGCUUUUCAGCACUCGACACGAACAUUACCAGACGAUGACCUUACCGACCCACGUACAAGUCGGAACUGGAAACGCCAUCGCGAGAUUGACAACGAUCUCGUAGGUCUCCUUGCCGCCCUCCCGGACGACCUGACGCUCCCCAAAAACAUCCAAAGCCGCAACGCUACCUUUGUUAAUGCCAUAAUCCACACGUCGAUUAUUUUGCUACACAGAGCGGCUCUCGCCAGGAUAGAGUCGUUCGGGCUGCCGGAGCACAUGGCGAAACAGAGCCAGGCGAGGUUGAUUUGCGCCGCCGAAGAGAUUCUUAAUAUCAUCCGAAUGAUGCCCGAUAUCACGCAGACGCUCAAGAAUCCCAUGAUGACCUUCUCCAUAUACACGGCCUCUCUCGUGUUCCUCGAAAACUGGGAUACGUCGGCUCAAGACUAUCGACGGCAGGAUAACCUCGAUUUUAUCCUUCGCAUCAUCAUAUUGGCUGCUAAGGCGUGGAACAAUCCCGUCACGAAGUCCACAGCAGUUCAGCUCGCGGUGGAUAUGCGACAGCGAGGUCUCGAAUCCGAGGCAGUCGACAAGGCAACUGAAUUGUCACCAGGCCUCGAUAUGGAACCUAUCAUGGCAAAGGGGUCAUCUUCAUCCUCCAACUUCGUGUACCAGGUCAAGACCGCGGACGAUGCAGCACACAACAUGACUGAGUAGCAGCUGAACUGCAAUCGCUUUGCUAUUGAAGACUAUCCUGUGGAAGGCCAUUGUUAUUUUGAAGGC